AAUAAAGUUUCUCCUCUGAGGAGGGAAGGAGAAGAGAGAGAGAGAGAAGGGGGAGAAAAAGAGCUCCAGCGCCGAGAGGAAAAGAGGGCGGGACCGCGCCGGGGAGCGGCUGGUCCGGCUUCGUAGGGCGCUCUGCGUUCAGGGGGCUCUCGCAGGAAUUUCCGCGGAUUUGAUGUAAUGUCCAAAUUCAGAAAUGCCUUAUGUGGAUCGCCAAAAUCGUAUUUGUGGUUUUCUAGACAUUGAAGAAAAUGAAAAUAGUGGAAAGUUUUUGCGGAGAUACUUCAUAUUGGACACAAGAGAAGAUAAUUUGGUAUGGUACAUGGAUAAUCCACAGAACCUUCCCUCUGGAUCUCCGCCAGUUGGAGCCAUUAAACUUACCUACAUUUCAAAGGUUAGUGAUGCAACUAAACUGAGGCCAAAGGCAGAAUUCUGCUUUGUCAUGAAUGCAGGGAUGAGGAAAUACUUCCUACAAGCCAAUGAUCAGCAAGACUUAGUUGAAUGGGUGAAUGUCCUGAACAAAGCUACCAAAAUCACAGUACCAAAGCAAACUGAUUCACAGUCUCACACUGAUAAUUCAACACGUCACACUGAAAAUGUGGGGUUAAAGAAGCAGAUGUCUUACAGGACAGAGAUUGUUGGUGGUGUUCCUAUAAUAACCCCUACUCAGAAAGAAGAGGUAAAUGAAUGUGGUGAAGGUGAUAAAAACUACUUGAAACGGUCCCAAAGCCACCUUCCAUAUUUUUCUGCUAAGCACCCCCCAGAUAAUGCUGUGAUUAAAGCUGGCUACUGUGUUAAACAAGGAGCAGUGAUGAAGAACUGGAAAAGAAGGUAUUUCCAGCUGGAUGAAAACACGAUAGGAUACUUUAAAUCUGAACUGGAUAAGGAGCCCCUUCGGAUUAUACCACUGAAAGAGGUCCAUAAGGUCCAGGAAUGUAAACAAAGUGAUAUAAUGAUGAGAGACAAUCUAUUUGAAAUUGUAACAACUUCUCGAACGUUUUAUGUACAGGCAGAUAGCCCAGAAGACAUGCACAGCUGGAUUAAAGCAAUUUCUGGUGCAAUAGUAGCACAGCGAGGACCUGGAAGAUCAGCAGCUUCUAUGCGGCAGGCCAGAAGGCUGUCGAAUCCUUGUAUACAGAGGUAUACACCAAGAACUGGUGAAUGCAGCAUGAACAUUCCAACUGUUCUUCAGAAUCCACCUGUCCUGCAAAAACAGCAGCAGCCACCUCACAUUCCACAACCACUCACAACCCCCCUUUGGUCCAAACCCUUAACACCAAGCCCCUUGUCUUGGAGAAGCGAAGACUUCACGAAUCUUUUACCAAGACCAAGCCAGGGAGCUUCAAGAUCCAGGCUGUCCCUUCAAGAGACCCAGCUUCCAAAGUGACUCUACAGGGCCUAAUGGAACCUCAAAAUAAAAAUGGCACUCAGGAACAGGAUCCUGGCCCAGUGGAUCUGGAUGAUGCAAGCCUUCCAGUCAGUGAUGUGUAAUAAUGGGAAGAGUUUGGAGAGUGAUGCAUUUGCUUUUGGUCCUUGAAUUUCCUUGCUCAGACUUUUAGCCAAAGAUGACUAUGGGAUGAAAGAACAAAGAAUGGAAUGUUGCUUAUAUGUGUGUGCUUACAUUCAAAUUUGUGUAUGUUUAAAUUGUCAUAUGCUGCCUUGUACUGAUUAUCAGAGCGGACCUUUUGCUUCUACUGCACUCUGAUGAUAAAUCUUUUUAAAGUGAGGGGCCAAAACAAAUGAUUAAAUAUUACUGUUGUCAAUAAGCAAGAUACCAGCUGCUUUUCAUCACCCAUAUGGCAAAACUGAGUAGUAUCUUUGUGCUUUAAUAAAAGAAAUGUCAACAUGUGACUUACUUAUACUCUAAUUCAGGCUAUUGACAAGCAAGUUGACUUACUUUCUUAAAACACUGGCACAGCCUUUCAGAUAUUUUAAUAUAUGUAUGCAGAGUUGUUUCUUAUAGAUUCAACACUGCAGAACCUUACAGAAACAAGCAGAGCUUGAUAUAAUGUACUUUUCCUAUACACAGAGUCUUCAUGUAAAAAACAACACUAUAAUACUGCAGUGUCUGAAAUGAAGUGUAUUUUCCCUACCAUGAUUAUACAGAUUUGGCAGCUGCUGCAUGAUCUGCAUUCUUAUGGCACAAAUACCACCUGCACUGUAUUUUAGACAUUGCAUACACGUGUGUUAACUUACGUGAAAUGACUGUCUCUAUGUGUGAGAAAAGCAUUCCUAAAGGCGAGGGGCACAGAGCACUUACACUGAUAAAAGUGUGGUGACUUUAUUGGAACAACUUCUUUGUAACUGCUCUGUGAAUCACUGCCCUUCUAUAGAAUUCAAUCCCCUCAGAAUUCCUGGUAUUUGGUGCUGUGAAACUAAUUAAAGAGUAAUACAGCUAUUUUGAAUAUUAAGCCUAUUUUUAUGCACUCCUAAAGGUAAAUUGUAAUUUUUGCACAUUUGGAUAUUAAUGGACCACCAAUAAAUAAGGGUGUCAUGGGGUUUUUUAAGGAGGGAGAAGGGAAACUGGACUACUAAAUAAAUCUUUUACAGGUUUAACUAAAAGUAUUUUAUAUUAAGCUUCGCAGAAAUUAAAAGUUUAAAACUAUUGUCUUAAGAUUUUCCUCCUCCUGUAUGCUCCUUUCCCCCCAGUGUGGUAUUAAAUGGUUCCCAUUUUAUAUUUGGGUUAGUAAAGUCUAAACAAACUUGUUUCAUGCUGUUAACUGGUACUGAGUUGUUAAAUCAUGCAAUUGUGGCCUGUAACUUUUGGUGCACUAAAUUUAUUAAAAGUGCCUGUGGGUUCUUCUUUCA
Molecule: messenger RNA, 2805 nt
Organism: Lacerta agilis (Sand lizard)
Lineage: Eukaryota; Metazoa; Chordata; Lepidosauria; Squamata; Lacertidae
Gene: PLEKHA1
Product: pleckstrin homology domain containing A1
Exons: 13
Coding region: 194-1384 (396 amino acids)
Cellular component (GO): cytoplasm; membrane
Molecular function (GO): PDZ domain binding
Source: RefSeq, a predicted model, not a curated record